Molecule: messenger RNA, 3006 nt
Organism: Papaver somniferum (opium poppy)
Lineage: Eukaryota; Viridiplantae; Streptophyta; Magnoliopsida; Ranunculales; Papaveraceae
Exons: 5
Coding region: 1-3006 (1001 amino acids)
Molecular function (GO): catalytic activity
Source: RefSeq, a predicted model, not a curated record
AUGCGGGUGUUGUUUUGGAAUAUCAAUGGAGUUGCACGUGAUGUAGCUCAAGAUAAACUAAAGGAGUUGAUUAGAGAGUUUAAACCAGACAUUUUUGGUAUUGCUGAACCAAAAGUUCCCUGUUCUGCUGGGUUCAGAUAUGGUUUGCUAAGAGAAGGUUAUUCUUCUCAUGUUACCAGGAGGAGUCUUUGGCAGCAACUUGUUAGUUCUGGUGAUGGUAUUCCUUGGUUAGUCAUUGGGGAUUUUAACUGUAUUCUUCGUUUGGAUGAGAAGAAGGGUGGUCGUGAACCUAGAACCUCAGCUAUUAAUGAGAUUUCAGAUUGGUUGGAUGACAACAAUCUCUUUGAAGCUGAUGCUUUGGGAAGUAAGUUCACUUGGACGAAUAGACAAUCAGGUAUGAUUAGAAUUAGACUAAAAGGAGUUAUCAAGGAAUGGAAUCUUCGUGUUUUUGGUAAUGUGCAUUCUAAGUUAAAGCAGGAUCAGUUGAGGUUUGAGGCAGCUGCUCUUCUGUCUGAUGAAAACCCGGAUGACAUUAUGAAGGAUGCUAUGGCUAAGCUUAAUGAUACUCGUGCUCAGUUGAAUACUAUGCUUAAGCAGAAAUCUAGAAAUAAGUGGCUUGUGGAGGGUUCAAGUAACACUAAUUUCUUUCAUAAUAGCAUUAGAAUUCGUAGAAGUUCUAACACUAUCUCUGAACUUGUUGACAGUGCUGGCAAUACUUUUUCUGAUUAUGAGCAGCUUAGAAAUCAUGUUGUGUACUAUUAUGAGGACAAGUUUAAUGGGCCGGAGUUGGAGAUUGAUCCUAUUUUAUUUGAUUAUGAUCAUAUUAGCAUCUCGGAGGAGGAAAGUUUACCCAUGGACAGAAUUCCAUCUUCUGAGGAGAUUAAACAAGCAGUUUUUGAUCUAGGGGAAGACAGUGCUCCAGGGCCGGAUGGGUUUUCUGGAUGUUUCUAUAGACACUGCUGGGAUAUUAUUCAAGAUGACUUAUUAAGAGCCGUUAUUUAUUGCUGGAAUUCUGGUCAUAUCCCAAAUGGAGUAAAUUCUAGCCUAAUUGUCUUGAUUCCCAAGGUGGCUUUCAUAAAAGGGCGUAACAUCCAUGAAAACAUUAGUCUUGCUUCUGAAUUGAUUAAUGAGCUUCAUAUCAAUCGUAAGGAUGGUAAUUUGGGCCUUAAGCUUGAUAUCACACAAGCUUUUGACACGGUCAGUUGGUCUUUUGUCUUGGAGGUUUUUCGUAGGUAUGGUUUCUCGGAGCAUUGGUGCACUUGGAUUUCUCAUAUCUUCAAUUCUGCUAGAAUCUCUAUUCUCUUGAAUGGCAGUCCGGAGGGUUUUUUCAAGAUAAAUAGAGGUUUACGUCAGGGAGAUCCUAUUUCUCCCUUGAUCUUUGUUUUGAUGGAGGAUGUCCUUAGCAGAAAUAUGACAAAGCUUUUUGCAGAGAAGAGGAUGUCUUACAUGGUAACUAGAGGUGGUAUUUCUCCUACCCAUCUCUUUUUUGCUGAUGAUAUUAUGAUUUUCUGUAAAGGAAAUUUGCGAAGCAUUAAUAAUCUGGUGGAUCUGUUGGGUAAGUAUGAGUGUGCUUCGGGUCAAUCAGUUUGUCGCCAAAAGAGUAAAAUUUAUUAUGGUGGUGGUUCGUUGAGUAGACGUAAUUAUCUUGUUGAUUAUUUGGGUAUGAGUGUAGCUACUUUCCCUGAUCGUUAUUUGGGUGUUCAAAUAAUGCCUGGUGCUGUGAGUCGUGCUGUUGUGGUGGCGUAUGAUAAAAUCUGUUGCCCUUUUGAGGAGGGGGGUUUGGGUUUAUCUCGUAUGGCUACUAUGAAUUUUGCAAUGUUGAUGAAGUUAUGGUGGAAGAUCAGUACUUCUAAGAAGAAUUGGGCAGGUUAUCUUAAGGUUAAGUUUUUUAGUCGAAGAGGCUACAUUAAGACUUAUGGGGUGAAGUCUACCAUUCUUCCAGGCAUUAGAAGGGUUUAUAAAUAUGUGGAGGCUAACACUAAAGUUCUUCUUGGUGAUGGCAGGUCUACUUCUCUCUAUUAUGAUGUUUGGUAUGGAGAAAAAUGUUUUGCAGAGAUAUUAGAUGAUUUUACUCUUGACAGAUUGGUUUUGGUGAGUGAUUGUUAUAGGGAUAACCAAUGGGUUUUUCCUGAAAAUCACUUGAACCGUUUACUCGCGGCUGGUGUGGAUAUGCAUAAUCUUCCUUUUCCAAAUGGGGGUGAAGAUAAGAGAGUUUGGAUGCCAAACUUUUCAGGUGAUUUUUCGGUAAGUUCUGCCAAGGAACUUAUUCGUCAGAAACAUGAUAGCUUCAAUGCAGCGUCUAUGCUGUGGAGGAAGGAAAUUCACCCUAAACUUGCGGCUCAAAACUGGAAAUUCAUUUGUGGUGCCUGUGCUACUUUGGAUAUCAUUCAAUCUAGGUUCAAAAUUCAUUUGACUAACAAGUGUGUUCUGUGUGAAACUGAGGAAGAAUCUCUAGAACAUAUUCUUUUUCAUUGUUCUUUUGCAGCUCGUGCGUGGUCUUGGAUUUCUGGUAUCUUUGGUAUGACAGCAAACUUCAACAUUGUGGCUUCUUUCAAGGCAACUAAGGGAAGAAGUGCAAUUGUCCGUGACUUGUGGAUGGUGGUGAACUUAGUAAUCAGGUCAGAACUAUGGGCUAUGCGCAAUAAAUGCAUCUUUGAGAAACAGAAACCGAGCUGGGGCCUUUUUUCUAAAAGAGUGCUGAAGCUAAUACAAGAAUAUUCAGUCCGUCUAAAAGGGUUUAUGCGCAACAGUGUGGAAGAUAUGGUGUUGUUGGAUUACUUCCGUGUGGUUCAUAGAAGUGUUAGACAUCAGCAGCCUAUUGAAGUGUUAUGGCAGCCUCCGGAACUUAAUGAGAUUCUAAUUUGUUGUGAUGGAGCAGCGCGUGGGAAUCCAGGCAUUGCGGGAGCAGGGGUGGUGGAAAGAGACUCUAGCUGUGCAGUUCUUGGUGCUUUUAGUAUUGGUCUUGGAGUUACUAAAACUAUUUGGCGGAACUCUAUGCAAUUAUAA